Xiphophorus hellerii (green swordtail) is the source of this 2041-nucleotide messenger RNA. It is a transcript of the gene smpx, whose product is annotated as small muscle protein X-linked. The coding region runs from base 167 to 427 and encodes 86 amino acids. The transcript is spliced from 5 exons. NCBI's taxonomy places the organism in Eukaryota, Metazoa, Chordata, Actinopteri, Cyprinodontiformes, Poeciliidae. The record is from RefSeq and is a predicted model, not a curated record. Gene Ontology annotation, cellular component: muscle tendon junction; costamere; M band.
GAGAGGAAUCCUUCAGCCACAAACGAGGCAGCGGCAGAGAGGAGAGGCUAAAGAGAAACACGUAGAGAGGUGUCAAGUCAAAGGAACCACAUUUAGGACUCAGUUCAAGUAGUAGACGGCGCUGUUCCUUCAUCAGGUGGUCAGCGGACUCACCGAGGCGAGGAUUAUGUCCAAACCCGUGACCAACGUGAAGGCCUUGCAGGCUAAUCUGAACAUCCCGAUGGGAGCGCUGCGUCCGGGGGCGGGACUUCCUGUCAAGAGGAGAGAGGAGACAGCGGACACAGAGGAGGCUCAACCACCAGAACUACCAAUGCGUCCCCCGUCACUAGAAGAGAAGAAAUCUUUGCAGAAGCUACCGGGCCCAGCAGUCAACCUAUCGGAGCUACAAAACAAAAAGAGUGAACUACGAUGGGUCACCAAGGAGUAACAUGAAAUUGAGCCGAAGAGGAUGGACGAUAAUCUCCACAAACUCGGACUUUCCUUCUGCUGUGAAAGAGUAGAAACACUGCAGCUACGAGAUAUCAGAGGAACCCCAACAAUCUGUCUAAAAUUACCUCUAAAAACGUUCCCUAAUUCAAUAUUUCAGAUUAAAAUACACAUUUAAGCUAAUUUAUCAUUUUUAAAAGUAGAAAUAUUCUGUUUUUGCUGCAGUUUGGGUUUGAACUCACUGAAUAAGAUGAGAGGUGUCAGCCAUUAUUUAAGUAUUUUAGGGUUUGUUUAGUUUAUUAGUUUAGAAUGAAACACAUUUAAAGAAUCCUCCUUUAUCCCAAAACAAAACUAACUAACAUUGUAGCAUUAAACUUUUAGGCACUUUAGCUUUUUAGGGCCGCGUUAGUUGGGUUGAGUAGCACUACGUCAGCAGAUUUUUACUCUAGCAAAAGUAAAAAGCUAAAGAAACAACUCAAAAGUAUUUGGUAAACACAGUUACAAGUAACUAUAUUUUAAAAUGAUUUAAUCAAAUAUAGUAAUAAAAUAACAAUUCAGACAAAGGAAACACUUUCAAAUAUACAUUUAUAUUUUCAAUACAAAUUAUGAAACUAAUACUUAAAGCAGGCAAUGUAUACAGUAAUAUGUAAUAACAUUAUUUUUGGUGUUUACUGUAUUUUCUUAACCUUCAAAUAAUAUUAGGACAACAAAGCUUGUCUAUUAAGAAGAGGUCUCACUUCAACAUAAACCGUAGAAGUGCCCAUUUUUGGCUAAAACGUGUUUAUUCUUCAUUCAGUGACGUUAUUUGCAGUGAAUAAAUUUUACUCGAGUAGUAAUAAUAUUAUUAAUGUAAAACUAAACAGUACAUCUACUCCUAAACGUUAACUGGCCUGUGAUUAAAUAUUUCUACUGGAUCCACUGAAGGGUUGGUUGCUUGGGGAUUGGAAGUUAUUAUUUGUAUUUUGUUGAUUUUUUCCAGAAAAUUAAUAUUAUCACAGUAAAACCUAUAAAAAAACCAACAGACCCAUUUUGUCAUUUCCUGUUAAAGUAAAACACAAAAAAAUCAUAUGUUGGUUUUCUAUACCAAAACAUCUGUUACUCAGUGGAAAUCAAAUAAAUGUAGCAAAAUUUCAUUUUAUACACUGGUGUAGAUUUUCAGUGUUUGAAUAAAAAGCAACAGGACUAUAGUUAUAGUCAACAAUCACACACACCAAUAGGCCGGUAACAUCAGUAAUCGGAUAUAAUGGACGAAUGAUUGUUCUGACCGUAACUUACUCUGAUACUUCCUGCUUAUGUUCAGAACUGACGAAACCUUCUGGAUGAGUAGUGAAAAGUCUAGUUGCCCUUUAUUUGAGGAUUUGUCUUUAUUGUCUGUUUUAUUUUUAUUUUUGAGUGUCACCAUAUUUUUGAAAUUUUGGGGUUGUCAAUGACAACCGUGGGAUGGGUUGUAAUAAAAUAAAGUGAUGACAAUUGUGGCUCCAACUGUGAAACAAAGAGCUUAAUGGAAAUGCGCCAAUUUAUAAAAAACCCCCAACAUUUUCGGUAAAACGUUUUUGCCCCAGCAUGAGGCAGUUUCUCAGUUGUAUUAAAAUUAGUAUAUUUCACAAAACUGCAA